This is a messenger RNA of Symbiodinium pilosum, 750 nucleotides long. The record is from the annotation of a GenBank genome assembly. NCBI's taxonomy places the organism in Eukaryota, Dinophyceae, Suessiales, Symbiodiniaceae.
AUGGACUUUUUCCAGCUUCUUCACGACGGCGUCCCACUAGGCAUUGGCUCGCCUAUACCGUCAUGCAAAGUUCUGUUUCCGCCCGACUCCACGCAAAAACAGGUCGUCCCUCUGCAGCAUUGCGGCUCCGCCUGGACGUCUGCCCUAGACCACGCUGACCUAGUCGAUGAGCUGCUGGAAACCGAGCUCCGUGAAGGUUGGAUCCGUCCGGUUCCAGGUGGUGACGCGGAACUCACCCGUCGCUAUCGCAAACGGCCGUCGGAAAGCUGGGCACCCAAUCCGUCUCUUGCAGACGUUCGCAAAUGCCUUCCUCUUUGCCCGGCCAAUGAGUCCCUUGCUGCGCUGGUCCUGGACGUGUCAAAAGCACACCGUCGCAUCCGCAUUAAGCCGUCCGACCAGGGCCUGCUAUGCUUUAGGCGUCGAGAUACCCUGUAUCAAUCUGUCACACUCAACUUUGGUGCCCGUGCCUCCGGUUUCUACUGGAACCGCGUUGCUGGUUUGCUCGUGCGCCUUACACGCCGCCUGUGGCGUGUCCGCCAUUCCGCCAAGAUAUAUGUAGACGACCUUUUGGCCAUUCUUUUGCGAUCGUCCGCCCCUCUGCUAUCUGCGCUCCUGGUCGUCCUUCUGUGCGUACUGCGCGUUCCAAUGAGCUGGCGCAAAGCCGCUCUGUCCGCCAAAGUCACAUGGAUCGGCUGGUCCUUUGAUUUUGACACAUUCACGGCAAUUCACGGUCGAGCUCGACCCGUCCAA